AGCCGCCCCACUGCGCAGCACGGCACCGGCACCACACCUGCUGCAGGAGCAGAGACAGCAAACCUUCGCCGUGCCGCGGCCGCCCCACCCGCCCGUGCACAUGCCAAAGAUGAUGUCCGAAAACCAGUACCCCACAGAGCACAGGUUCCAGAGGCAGAUGUCUGAGCCCUGCCACCCCUUCCCACCGCAGCCCGGCGUUCCCGGGGACAGCCGCCCCGUCUACCACCGGCAGCUGUCAGAACCUGUUGGCCCCGCUGCCCCCCACCCCGCUCAGGGAUUCAAACAGGAGUACCACGACCCGCUCUAUGAGCACGCCGGCCCCAGCCUGCCCGGCCCCCCUGGGCACGGCUUCCAGUCCCCCAUGGGCAUCAAGCAGGAGCCCCGGGACUACUGCAUCGACUCAGAAGUGCCUAACUGCCAGUCCUCAUACGUGAGAGGGGGCCUCUUCCCCAGCAGCCAUGAUGGAUUUUCAUACGAAAAAGACACACGAUUGUAUUUUGAUGACACGUGCGUGGUACCAGAGAGACUGGAGGGUAAGGUGAAGCAGGAGCCCACCCUGUACCGUGAAGGCCCUCCCUACCAGCGGCGCGGGUCGCUGCAGCUCUGGCAGUUCCUCGUCACGCUCCUGGAUGACCCUGCCAACGCGCACUUCAUCGCCUGGACCGGCCGUGGCAUGGAGUUCAAGCUGAUUGAGCCCGAGGAGGUAGCACGGCGCUGGGGCAUCCAGAAGAACCGGCCGGCCAUGAACUACGACAAGCUGAGCCGCUCCCUGCGCUACUACUAUGAGAAGGGCAUCAUGCAGAAGGUGGCCGGCGAGCGGUACGUCUACAAGUUCGUGUGCGACCCCGAUGCCCUCUUCUCCAUGGCAUACCCCGACAAUCAGCGUCCCUUCCUGAAAGCGGAGCCCGACUGCCACGUGAGCGAGGAGGACACCCUGCCGCUGACGCACUUUGAGGACAGCCCUGCCUACCUGCUGGAGGUGGAGCACUGCGGCAGCCUGCCCUACGCGGAGGGCUUUGCCUACUGAUGGCCGGCUGGCGGAGCGACCAGCGCUAGCACGCACGUCUGCUGCGGGCCAAUAAGGGCAAAGGUUUUGUAAAGAGUAUUUUUUGCCAUUUCUUUUAAAAAUGAAACACAACAAAAAAACAAACAAAAAGAAAAAAAGAAAAAAACGCGUGCGCGCACACAAACUGGCCUUUACCUUUAAGCGCAAUUGGAGGAAUCUAAAAUGCCCAGUGUGUGUCAGCGCUGAGCUCGCAACCUUACUGUCCAAGGGCUAGUGCAUAGGACUGCCCGAGGCUGGCACCGAGCGUCCCACAGCUGUGUUGGGGAGCUGGGAGCUAAGCACCAAGUCUCUGACCCUGGCCACGCUUCUCGUGAGCAUGCGAUGGCUGAUGGCUUCAGCAGCGCCUGUGGGACUGGUCUAGACGGUGUGACUGUAGCGAAUUGUCACGACAAUCUGCUUUGCAUCGAUCACAAUACGCGUAGCUGCCUUGUGUGUUGGAAAGGGCUUUGAUUUGCACAGACGAGGGGGUGUCGGGGGGCUCGGUGCCCCGGGGCUGAUGUGUGCGGCGUCCCACCCCAAGCUGGAGGAGCCUUCUGCCUUCUUCCCAGACACAACCUCCCCGUCCCUCCUUGUUCCCAGCAAGCAUUACUCUCCAAUAUAACAAUUUGUCAGCCUGCCCCACUCCUUUCCACGUCCCCAUCACUUCUCCCCAGCUCAGGCUGUAUGCGAUGGGUUUCAUUUCAGAAGAGGGGGGCUGCUGUGAUGCUAUCUCCCUC
This is a messenger RNA of Meleagris gallopavo (turkey), 1782 nucleotides long. The record is from RefSeq and is a predicted model, not a curated record. NCBI's taxonomy places the organism in Eukaryota, Metazoa, Chordata, Aves, Galliformes, Phasianidae.